Messenger RNA from Aphanomyces astaci, 2788 nucleotides. RefSeq lists its product as hypothetical. The transcript has a single exon. The coding region runs from base 24 to 2666 and encodes 880 amino acids. Gene Ontology annotation, molecular function: oxidoreductase activity. The record is from RefSeq and is a predicted model, not a curated record. Lineage: Eukaryota; Oomycota; Saprolegniomycetes; Saprolegniales; Verrucalvaceae. Gene Ontology annotation, cellular component: plasma membrane.
GGGAAAUAUACUGAUCUGGCCACAUGCAGCCGAGGGCCGCGACGUCCGUUGCCGCCAUGAGCGCCGCCGCAGAAAGGCGGAAGAUCAACAACCUGUCGUUUAUCAACGAAGGUGAAGUGAAGGAACCCAAGCAUUACGUGGGAAAAGGCCAAACGCCGCGUACCGCACGCCUCAACGACGAAGCGAUCAUCGAAGUCGCGGAAUUCAAUGAGACGAUCACCCCACAAACCCCACGCUUGCUUAAUCCCAUACGUCCAUCGAACAACAACACCGGUGGUGUCCGGAUCAGUAAUCUCUUCAAUUCACAGCGCGCGUCGCGCGUGUCCAUGAUCUUACAGUCCCCGGCCGUUCAUCAGCGCAUGUCGAUGGUCCAACCUUCGUACGACGGUAUCUUGUCAGAAAGCGCGCAAACGCCAGUAUUGGGCGACGAAAAGCCCAGUUCCAUGUACUCAUUCGAUUCGAGCGCGUCUGCCACAGACACGCGACGGUACGGCGCCCCGUCCAACAUCCUCGGCAGCAUGCGCGAGUUCGACACAGCCCGGGGCGUGAAACCGGCGAUUGCCAAGCUGCAUGCGCUGCGCGAUCUGCUUCACGGCAUCACCGACGUCCAUGGGCACAUCGACCGCGCCACGUUCUCCCACACGUUCGACAUCGCGGACCCGUCGGCGUUCGUGAGCACGUCCAACAGCGACCAGAUCAACGCCAAGGCACUGCUCGUGGACACGUGUGUGGAACUGGAUAUUGACGACGAAGAGAAGCUCGCGUUCAUCUUCGACACGAUCGACCAAGAGAAGCGCAUGGUCGUCACGUCGGCGCAGAUCGCCGACUUGCUUGCAGCCAACUUUGCAUCGUUCAAGCUCCAAGCCGUGGGCACGAGCUUCAAGGAUAUGGCCGACGCGCUCUUUAUAAAGAGUCGCAUCGCGAACGAUCAAAUGACGUACGCCGCGUUUCGCCAAGUGUUUGGGCCGUUCUUGUACAACGACCAGAACGACGACGACAUGGACGAUGACAUGGACGACAUGCCGGUGCUCACAGAGCCAUCCGUUGGUCCUGGCACGUCCAACGCAUCCAAGCUCGCUGUGUUCUACGAUCGCCACCACCUGCGCAUCUUGUGGCUGCUACUGUACACCCUCGUCAACACGAUCGUGUUCCUCAUGAAGUGGCAAAUGUACCCCGUGGACCCUGCGUUGGGCUACGGGCUCAAGAUUGCGCGGGCGUGCGCACAAGUGUGCAUGCUGAACUUUGGCAUUGUGUUGCUGCCCAUGUGUCGGUCGAUUGUCCAGCUCAUGAAGCGCAGCACGAUGCUGUGGCACAUGGUGCCAUUCGACGACCACAUCGAGUUCCAUAAGAUCGUCGGGUCGACGCUGCUUGUGGCGGGGCUCGUCCACACGGCCGCGCACGUGAGCAACGAGAUCCAACUGUACUGCGUCGCCACCCCAGACGAAAUCAGUGCGUCCAUCUUCGUCACGCGCGACGUGCGAAUGUUCGACGGCGGCACCGCGCCGCCGUUCUUGGAGAUGGUGCUGUCGCUGCCCGUGUGGACCGGGGUGAUCCUGCUCUUGAUCACGUGCGUGUCGUUUCCCCUUGCGGCCAUUCCCAAGUUCCGCCAAGGCAAGUUCAACCUUUUUUGGUACAGCCACAUGCUGUUCUUCCCUUUCUUGCUCGUGGGGUGUCUGCAUGGGUUGGCGGGGUGGCUCGCGACGCCGUCGUCGUUCUACUGGAUUGGUCCGCCACUCACAUUGUACUUGGUGGAGCGCCGCCUCCGAUAUGCCAAGAUGUUUACGACGCCGCUGCACAUUGUCCGCGCGCGCAUGCUGGACGGCGUGGUCGCGCUGUACAUUGAGAAGCCCAAGCGAUUCCAUUACCGCCCGGGGAUGUACUUGUACUUGAACGUCCCAGCCUUGUCGAGCCAUGAAUGGCAUCCGUUUACAAUCUCGUCGGCGCCGGGGGAUCAGUACCUGAGCGUGCACAUCCGAAAUGCCGGCGACUGGACCAACGCGCUGCAUGACUUGAUCAAGGACGUGCUCAAGCACGGGGACGCGUACCCCCAAGUGUACAUUGACGGCCCGGUGGGGGCCCCCACGCAGGACUACCAUCGGUUCAAGACAAUCGUCAUGGUCGGCGGCGGAAUUGGUGUGACACCGUUUGCGUCGAUUUUGAAAGACAUUGUACACCUGUGGGAAGAGUAUCGGUGCCUCAACUGCGCGCACAUUCGACACCCGCAGUCGUUCCGCAUCCAAAAGAUGUACUUUCACUGGGUCACACGGGGCCAAGAGUCACUCGGAUGGUUCCAGGACACGAUGAACCAGAUCGCAGACAUGGACAAGGACAACGUGAUCGAGUGCCACCAGUACCUGAGCACGGUCAACACUACUGACAAGACCCUUCCCCAGCUCAAGAUGAUCCAGGCCGUGGUGCAUGACGCUACGGGCCGCGACGUCGUGUCCGGCCUCAUCAACGCCAAGCAGAUGACCCACUUCGGAAGACCGAACUGGGACGCUGUGUUUCACAAUCUCACGCGGAAGCACCGCGGCGAAGAAGUCGGCGUGUUCUUCUGCGGUCCCCACGCACUGGACAAGGUCCUCCUCGACAUGUGUCGCAAGUACUCGUCCGACCCUGACACGGGCGGAGUGUACUUUGACUACCAUUCGGAAAAGUUUGCAUGACCAAAAGUUGUAAUUUAUUCUCACGAGAUGUGUUGGUAUGGUUGUUGGAAGGGUACUUACUGUACGUACUAUGUAUUAAUACAGUACUCGUAGUACUGAUGAUCUUGAUGCCCUGCGAUACA